ACGAAACUUCCCGCACUUCCCAGCAAUCUUAUCAAAACUCGUCUCGCUCGUUCUCUACCAAGUCUCUGGAGGAGCGGAAUUGGCCGAUUGAAUUUACACUUAAGCUAAUCGCGUCUUCACUACCCAAGUGUCGGUAUAUUAUUCAACUUAUUAGUCGUUACGCGCUCAGCACGCGUAAUGGCCCCGAAAGAUGCUGGAACCGAUAAAGAGAAAACUCCAAUGCUGAAGGGACCUGCUGCUGAGAAAGCUAUACGUGACUACAUCAGGAAGUGCAACAGGCCAUACGGCGCAGCCGACAUCUCAGCUAACCUAAAGAAUGCUGUCUCAAAACCAAAUACACAAAAAAUAUUACUGGCGUUGGCCGAGAAAGACGAAAUUACCCAAAAAACUUAUGGGAAGCAGACGUUCUUUGUUGCGAAACAGUGCGAUAUAGAAGACGUACCUCCUGAGAAAGCGGCUGAACUUGAACAGGAACUGCUCGAAUGCAAGGAAAGAAUAAAAGCCAUCACUAGCUCCAAUAAGAACUUGGCUGCGGAAUCAACUGCCCUUCGAUCUCAACCACCCACGAACGAUCUACCGGCUUUGCUCACUGCACUAGGCACAGCGAUGCAGACCUUCGAAGCAAAACUGGAACCAUUUCGCUCAAUGUCCACCGGAUCCGCGGAUACUUUGGUGCCUACACCAGAAGACAUGGCCCGGGUUGAUGCAGAAUGGAUCAAAUGGCGCGAUCAAUGGAAGAUGAGGAAGAAAGUCUUUAAAGAAACAUGGUCGUCCAUCACGGAUAGUCUCCCGGCGUCGGCAGCCCUCGACCUGGCCGAAACUCUUGGAAUAGAGUUCGACUCCCCGGAACACGGGAUUCUGGAGCAAGGUCCUCUCUGCCGACAACCUUCACGGUUUAUAAAACGCUGGUGAAUGUUUUGGCUGCCCGCUCGAUAGCUUAGUCGUCCCAGUGCCACCUGCUAUUAAAUCGUAGUGCUUAUGAA
This is a messenger RNA of Cantharellus anzutake, 983 nucleotides long. Its product is annotated as TBPIP-domain-containing protein. Lineage: Eukaryota; Fungi; Basidiomycota; Agaricomycetes; Cantharellales; Hydnaceae. The record is from RefSeq and is a predicted model, not a curated record. Bases 178 to 912 code for a protein of 244 amino acids. Gene Ontology annotation, cellular component: DNA recombinase auxiliary factor complex; condensed nuclear chromosome. The transcript has 8 exons. Gene Ontology annotation, biological process: meiotic joint molecule formation; meiotic strand invasion involved in reciprocal meiotic recombination; homologous chromosome pairing at meiosis. Gene Ontology annotation, molecular function: double-stranded DNA binding; recombinase activator activity.